ACCCCAUUGACAUUCAUCCCUCCGUCCCUGGACACCUCCGUCCCUGUCUCGCUCGCUCGCUCGCUCCAAUGGCCCUUCGGAAAGCUCUAGCGAAGCGGCUCUUCGAUUCUCCCAGAUCAUCGUCGGCGGCGGCGGCUCUACCCUCACUCCAAGCCAUACUACCUCCCCCUCCGAAUGGCGCCACCGCCUCCUUCCACCGCGAGUACCUCACGUCGCCGAAGGCCGCCGAGAAAGGCCUCUUCCGGCGCUUCCUCCAGCGGCGCGCGAUCAACCAGGCCGCCGGGGCGAGGCUGCCGGAGUUCCUCUCCCUCCCGGUAGGGGACAAGCUCCGGGAAAAGCUCCGGAGCCUCAACGGCCUCGGCGGAGGGGAUCGCCUCCAGCUAGGCGGGCUCUCGCCACCGGUCGCCGGAGAUCCCUUGGCCGGAGUGACGAUCGGGGACGCGAGGAAGCUGCUGAGGCUGUCGCGGGCGGAGACGAUCAAGGCGAAGCUGAGGGAGAUCGACGCGCGCUCGAUCUCGUACGACGAGUUCGUGAGGAUCUGCGACCAGGCGUGCGGAGGGGGUGAGGCAGAAGGUGCCGAGUUCGCCAAGGCGUUGGACGAGUCCGGAAACGUCAUCGUUCUCGGCAAUGUCGUGUUUCUCAGGCCUGAGCAGGUGGCUAAGUCAGUGGAGUCGCUAAUCUACCAAUCCAUAGCCAGGCCCAACGACCCGAGACGAAGAGAGCUGGAGCAGAUGGAGAGGCACAAGGCCCUAAUCGAUGAUAAGGCCCGGGCCCAGGUGAAGGGCGAGCUCUACUGUGGGCUGGGCUUUUUGGUGGCCCAAACGCUCGGGCUCAUGAGGCUCACGUUCUGGGAGCUGACCUGGGACGUGAUGGAGCCCAUUUGCUUCUUCCUCACCAACCUCCACGUCACCCUCGCUUACGGCUUCUUCCUCCGGACCUCCCGGGAGCCGACCUUCGAAGGGUACUUCCAGCGUCGUUUCAAGACCAAGCAGCAAAAGCUCAUGAAGAUCCACAACUUCGAUGCCGACCGGUACCGGGAGCUCUGCCGAGCUUUUUACCCGGAGGAGUCCCGGUCAUCGCAGGAAAGGGCAUGAGAGCUUUGCGAGAAUUUUCUCAGCUCCCGAGAACGGCAAACGGAACUAACCAUCUGAGGCUAAUUUAAUAAGGUCACCGUGACUGUAAAAGAAGAGAGAGUUAAGACAUGAGUAAGUAGUUUUUCUCGGCUAGGGAUGGGUCCAUUUUUCUUGGAGUUCAUCUAAUUGAAGGUUCGAGGGGAACACUGCCGACGACGACCGUUA
Messenger RNA from Rhodamnia argentea, 1298 nucleotides. Its product is annotated as calcium uniporter protein 4, mitochondrial-like. Gene Ontology annotation, molecular function: uniporter activity; calcium channel activity. NCBI's taxonomy places the organism in Eukaryota, Viridiplantae, Streptophyta, Magnoliopsida, Myrtales, Myrtaceae. The record is from RefSeq and is a predicted model, not a curated record. Gene Ontology annotation, biological process: mitochondrial calcium ion homeostasis; calcium import into the mitochondrion. The transcript has 2 exons. Gene Ontology annotation, cellular component: mitochondrial inner membrane; uniplex complex. Bases 69 to 1094 code for a protein of 341 amino acids.